Molecule: messenger RNA, 815 nt
Organism: Daldinia vernicosa
Lineage: Eukaryota; Fungi; Ascomycota; Sordariomycetes; Xylariales; Hypoxylaceae
Exons: 1
Coding region: 156-368 (70 amino acids)
Source: RefSeq, a predicted model, not a curated record
CUUUAAACCGUCACUGCAAGCAAGUUGCACACAUUUCUCCCCUUGUUUCUCCAAACGAGCAAAUUAUUUCCAUAGGAGCGAUAUUUAACUACGAUAUCCACAAGUCGUUCGAAAUAAAAGAUCUAUACAUAACUGACGUAACUUCACUUCACUUGAUGGUGGCGUCCUUGCCUCCGGAUCUACUCCUGCUAGUCCCGGCAAUGAUCUUCUACAUAGAUACGGGUCUGGUAUGCGGUUCGCUGCACGUAUCCGGACUACAUACAACGUCUCGCAUAUCUUACGGUCUACCGUCUCAGAUAAAAAGACUGCCUACCCUUGAUAGGUUUGACAGGCAAAAGCCCACGCCCACACGUCCACGGUUGGUUUAGUAUUGCUGCAACAUGCAAUAGUUAAUACCUACCUAACGUAUAGUAACUACAGAGAUAAGCCUACGAAGCUCGGUUUAUAUGCGCGCAUCAAUAUUUAAGCUGGCACUACCAAAUAUUGAGUUGAGCCAUUUCAGCCAUUGGUUAAAUGUAACGUCGAAGAAGCUUAGCCCGUAGCCAUGUAUUUCGUGAUACUCCAUUGGGUAUUGCGACAGCCCAACGGUUUCAUUCUGAUCAAUCAUUAAUAAGGCGGUUUAGAAUACCUACCAAAGUGUAGGUUGUAGUGCAGUGCUUGAUACUCCCUACCGAGGGUAUGCACUAUAGAGUAGGAGACCCUCUAGCUCGAGAGCUCUAGCUUAUCUAUAAACAAGCUUCCUUAACCGAAAGCUACCCAAGUAAGUCCAGACGAGUCUAGGCAUACGCAUAUUUAAGAUAAUGCUACAAAGACGG